This is a messenger RNA of Penicillium manginii, 234 nucleotides long. RefSeq lists its product as uncharacterized. NCBI's taxonomy places the organism in Eukaryota, Fungi, Ascomycota, Eurotiomycetes, Eurotiales, Aspergillaceae. The record is from RefSeq and is a predicted model, not a curated record. The transcript is spliced from 2 exons. Bases 1 to 234 code for a protein of 77 amino acids.
AUGACAAUCGCACCGAUGCAGACCCAGGUUACGAAAAGACCUCAAUCGAAUCUGACAGCGAAAAAUCCAGAUCUCGAAAUCGCCGAUGGGUUGCUCAAGACCUGGAAUGCUUACCAUCAUGGUUCAUGGAGAGGAAGCAUUUCAGCGAAGAAGAAACUCAAGCCGCAUUCCUGGCAGACUCUAAACAUCCAGGGAGCUUUCGAGCGAUUCAUGCUGCUUUCAAACGACAAAUGA